Molecule: messenger RNA, 1060 nt
Organism: Eurytemora carolleeae
Lineage: Eukaryota; Metazoa; Arthropoda; Copepoda; Calanoida; Temoridae
Exons: 10
Coding region: 426-878 (150 amino acids)
Source: RefSeq, a predicted model, not a curated record
UUAACUUUAUCUUUGAAAAACUUAAAAUUGUGAUAUAUUGAUAUUCAAAUAUUAGAAACUACCAGUGGUCUAUCCCAGCUGGAAAUAAAACAGGGUUAUCUGAUGUAAUUAUUCUCAUCACCUACAAUCUAGAAUUUGUUCCCUUUAUUGGAACAUUCUGGUGGGUAGCCAGGGACAUCUAUGGUGAAUUCAAUUAUUUCUUCACAUAUCUGGUGGUGGCACAUGCAAGGUUUGUGUUAAAUUCGAGUGUGGGACUUUGGAACCUGGCCACUACGUUGCGAUACCUGUACUUACUCAAUGUGGAGUUUAUUCAGGACACAUUGGAUACAACAAUUCUAUGGGUUGGUAAUCUGGUUAUUGUGCUUCAUGUUGUUGGAUCAAUCAGUUUUGAUCUAAUCACAGCUUACUUCAACAUUUACCCUCUUAUGGCUCGGGGAACAAUAGUCUAUGCAAUGGGAUCCAAGGAACUUUUUGAUUCACUACCUGAAAUUCCUAAAACUCAAAGCUUUAGUCAAGGAACCUACUUCUUAUUCACAAUAAUCUACCAGGUUACUUUAUAUGUUGCCAAGUGGUUCAAGUUUAAAAAGGUUUAUACUGUUGAGGCUGAUCCUCAAAGAAGGACUAUGAACAGUGCAUAUAAUGCUUUCAGUGCAUUUGCUAGUAUUAUUGCAAUGGUUGCAGGAACAAUGGUCUGGGUCAACCAUUUUUAUGUAUUACACACAAGCGCUGAAUACGAAAAUACCAACUCCACCUGUACAUUACUGGACAACAUUGUGAACCUGACAAAACAGGAAGAACAAGAGAAUUGGGAAAACACAACCUGCCCUACAGAGGCACAUUAUAGAACAGAAUUACUAAACAGAAUAUUAUUUUUAUAAAACUAUCUAUUUUCUAUAUUUAGAAAUGACCUUUGCAUCCAGACAAGUUCACUAAUGUUUCGUAAAAUUACCUAUGAAUAAUAAUAGUUUGGAACAGUCUGUUAUAAGCUUUUGGACUUAUAUUUUCUGUCUCGCAAAAGUUUUUGCCUUUUUGUAGGACAAAAUAUAAUGUAAAAAGACUU